Messenger RNA from Pectinophora gossypiella (pink bollworm), 784 nucleotides. RefSeq names its product mitochondrial import inner membrane translocase subunit Tim22. Gene Ontology annotation, molecular function: transmembrane protein transporter activity. The transcript is spliced from 3 exons. The record is from RefSeq and is a predicted model, not a curated record. Gene Ontology annotation, cellular component: TIM22 mitochondrial import inner membrane insertion complex. Bases 139 to 720 code for a protein of 193 amino acids. Gene Ontology annotation, biological process: protein insertion into mitochondrial inner membrane. Lineage: Eukaryota; Metazoa; Arthropoda; Insecta; Lepidoptera; Gelechiidae.
AACCAAAAAAAAAAAAAAAAUGUUCUAUCCAGCUGAUGAGCUGAUAAAUCCUAGGUUACAUUUUUCGGUGUAAAUCAAGAUUUUCUUCUAUAGAAGAAUAAAACAGCUUUUAGAAAUCGUUUUUAAUCUUGUGCAAUAAUGACAGAAUACAAGAAACCUCCAACAGACCCAGAUUUACUAAGGUUCAAUGAAAAAAAUGAUUACGAUUCUCUUGCAAAGUACCUAGUCGGAAACAUAUAUCGAUACCGUGAAAACAUUAUUAUACCAAGAGUUUUGGGGCCUGUGAUUAUUAAGACAAACGACGAGAAGAUGAUUGAAGCCACAGUAGAAAGCUGCCCGUUCAAAUCACUAACAAGCUGUAUCAUAGGCUAUGGUCUUGGAGCAGCUGUUGGUCUCUUCACAUCAUCCCUAAUGCCCAAUGUAACAGACGUAACAGCACAACAAAAUCAAACGGCUAGAGAAAUUCUCAGAGAAAUGAAGAACUCUAUGCUCAGUUAUGCGAAAAACUUCGCUAUUCUGGGAGCUGUAUUCUCCGGAGUAGAAUGCUGUAUUGAGUCAGCCAGAGGGAAAUCAGAUUGGAAAAAUGGAACAUAUGCAGGGGGCAUCACCGGAGGAUUAAUUGGUUUAAGAGGUGGCCUCAAGGCAGGACUUUUUGGCGCAGCUGGAUUUGCCGCAUUUUCAACAGUUAUAGAUUAUUAUAUGCAUCAACGUGGCUCAUAAAUUGUAAUUGUUAAAAAUAUGUACCUAGUACCUAAUAAAUAAAUGUGAAUUUUAGUUGGUUAAA